This is a messenger RNA of Oryzias melastigma (Indian medaka), 330 nucleotides long. Its product is annotated as collagen alpha-1(XI) chain-like. The annotation marks the transcript as partial. NCBI's taxonomy places the organism in Eukaryota, Metazoa, Chordata, Actinopteri, Beloniformes, Adrianichthyidae. The record is from RefSeq and is a predicted model, not a curated record. The transcript is spliced from 4 exons.
GGUUCUCCUGGAGAAAGAGGACCUGCAGGUCCUGGUGGUCCCAUUGGUCAGACGGGUCGGAACGGUCCACAAGGACCCCCGGGUCCUGCUGGAGAGAAGGGUGCCCCCGGAGAGAAAGGCGACCUGGGUCCAGCUGGCCGCGAUGGGAUUCAAGGCCCGGGAGGACUUCCUGGACCAGCUGGUCCUCAGGGUCCACCAGGAGAAGACGGAGACAAGGGAGAGGUGGGAGGACCCGGACAGAAGGGAGGAAAAGGAGACAAAGGCGAGAGCGGUCCACCAGGCCCGAUGGGGUCCCAGGGUGUGGUUGGAGCUCCAGGUCCUGCAGUAAGU